AUGGCCUCUACGCCCUUUGAGGAGCAGUUCCGUUGCUGUAUCUGUAUUGAUAUCUACACCGACCCCGUCUCCAUCCCAUGUGGACACAACUUCUGUCUGGACUGCAUCGAAGGCUACUGGGAUACGAAGGACAAGGCAGAGUGUCCACUUUGCAAAACGGCAUUUAGAGGCCGCCCCGACCUCAGGAUCAACCACAACUUUGCUGAUAUCAUUGAAUUCUUCAAAAGGUUUCAAGAGGAGGAUGUCAACAUUGAAGAGCAACAACUUCACGAGGGUGAUGAUGUUCCCUGUGAUAUUUGUCACGGAAACAAGUUAACGGCGGUAAAAUCAUGCCUCAUCUGCCAGGCGUCUUACUGUGAAACUCACCUCACAUCUCACCUGAGGGAUCCGGCCCUGCAGAGACACCGGUUGACGGAUCCAGCCACUUUCACCACCAGUCACCUGUGCAGAACUCACAACAAGCCUCUGGAGAUGUUCUGCAAGAAAGACCAGACACCUGUGUGCGAAGAAUGUGCAAAUAGGGAGCAUAAAUCCCACAAGAUCGUUCCCAUAGAGAAGGAGAGCAAGAGGAUCAAGGCUCUUUUGAAGCAAACAAAGUCCGACAUUCAACAGCUGAACCAGGCUAGACUGACAAAAAUAGAAGAAAUCAAACGUUCAAUGGACCUAAGCAAAAAAAUCACAGAGGAAGAGAUACAAAGCAGUGAUGAGGUCUGCACCAUGCUGAUUAGCGCCAUUGAGAAACACCAAGCCACUGUCGUCGCAGAGCUCAAGCAAAAGCAGGAAGAAGCUGAAACGAGAGCAAAGGAACUGCUUCAUGGGCUGGAGCAAGAAAUCAAUGACCUGCAGACGAGAAACAGCGAGCUACAGCACCUGGAGCUCACCCGGAACCCUCUUCACCUCCUACAGAGCUUUUCAUAUCUAAGUAGACUCCCAUCUACCAGAGACUGGUCUGAGGUCCCAGUCCACUCAGAUAAUUGCAUGGGGACAGUGAGGAGAGCCAUGUCUAAGCUGGUGGACAUCAUCCAGGAGAUUGCAAACACACUGUCUGCAGCAGAAGCAGACAAGAUGAAUGAAUACACAGUCGAUGUCACUUUGGAUCCUGUGACUGCUUCAGGCUGGCUGGCCCUGUCUCCAGAUGGAAAAAAGGUGAGCAUCGGCUGCCAGACAAAGAAGAUCUCACUCCCAGACAGUCCUCAGCGGUUUGACUCCUGCGUUUGUGUUUUGGGGAAACAAAACUUUGCAUCUGGAAGACGCUACUGGGUGGUUCAGGUUGGUGAUAAAACAGACUGGGAUCUGGGCGUGGCCAGGGAGUCCAUCAACAGGAAGGGGGCCAUCAAGGUGCGUCCCAGCAGCGGUUACUGGGCGAUCUGCCGGCGGAAAGGUGGCAACUUGAGUGUCUGCACCAGCCCCUCCGUCACCAUCCACCUCAAACAAGCCCCUCGGAAAGUGGGCAUCUUCCUGGACUACGAGGACGGGAUGAUCUCCUUCUUCGACGCAGAAGCAAAGACUCACAUUUAUACUUACAAAGGGUGCACCUUCACUGAAUCUCUUUACCCGUACUUUAAUCCUUGUGUUCAAGACAAUGGGAAGAACAGCGCCCCCUUGGUGAUUUGUAGUGUUUAG
Scomber scombrus (Atlantic mackerel) is the source of this 1623-nucleotide messenger RNA. Its product is annotated as E3 ubiquitin-protein ligase TRIM39-like. The transcript has 9 exons. Gene Ontology annotation, molecular function: zinc ion binding; protein binding. Bases 1 to 1623 code for a protein of 540 amino acids. Lineage: Eukaryota; Metazoa; Chordata; Actinopteri; Scombriformes; Scombridae. The record is from RefSeq and is a predicted model, not a curated record.